CAAAUACAAUUUUGCAAAACUAGAUUUGUAUUUAUUUUUCUGACAAGAAAGUCAAAGCAUGGCUUUUUUGGCGUGUCAGAAGAGUGUUUUAUAUAAUGAACUAUGGGGCUGGAUGAUCAAGAGAGGAAUACAGACGACUUCAUGUCAGUGUAAAAAUAUACGGACAGGCAUUCCCAAAACUACCCCAUUCAAAAAUAAACCUUUAUCUUACGAAGAAGCUCAGCCGCCUUAUAGAAUAGGAGUCACCAAAGCCUGGAAUUCAUGGAAUACAAGUAAUCUACAAGAUGAAGAGAGUACAGGUGAAACUACGAUUGACGAUAUGUUUAUACGUAGAUUUAUCAAAGGAACAUUUCAUUAUCUCUUGGCAUCGGAGGUUAUCAUAAAACGCCGCCAUAACAUGAUUACAAUAUGUGGGUUACUUCUCGGCAGUUAUCAGCAGCGUAUGUCACAUGAUCCGAAAAAAUACUACUUCUUGAUUGGUUACACAGAAGAACUAUUAUCACAUUUUUUAAAGUGUCCCGUCAAGAUGGAGUUUUCAGUCGUAACUGAUAAAAAUGACUUGGUGUUCAAGAAAAUAUAAUCGCGAUCUGUUUAGUUAUUAUAAUAUUUAUAUCAGGCAAGGGCGUUGAUUUAGGGGGGGACGGGGGGGGGGGGGGGGCGGUUCCCCCCCUUAGAAUCGAAAGGGGGGACGAAUAGGUCUCUGUCCCCCCCCCCCCCCCCAUGAUUUUGAUUGCCAGGUCUGAUUUUCAUGUUUAUAUCCACAUGAAUGUCCCGUUCUGAAGGCUAUCUAACCACUGCCUUGGGUCUCGCCACAGUAAUUCAUCUUCAUGAUAUCUUCCUCCUUAAUUGUAGGUAGUCAAUUUUACCAUAUCGUCAUCAUAUUACCCCUAGUUACAGCUUUCAUUGAAAUAACACUGGUAAACUGUUCGUAAUUAUUAUUUUGAUUUGGUAAUGAAAGGUUCCAGGGUUCGUCCGUCCCCCCCAAAAGUUAUGACAAAUCCACGCCCUUGAUGUCAGGUGAUGAGAGAUUCUUGGAAAACCAUAGGGGAACACUGACAAUCAAGUGAAAAAGGCGAUUUCGGGCUACAACGCAUGCGCUGACUGUAGAAGAAAAUAUUUCAACCAAGCAUGACAGCUGAAACAUAUUUGUUUUGUUUAAUUACGUCAUGAUUCUACUCGCACCACCUCAGUUGUCGAGACUGACAGAACUGUCACAGGAUUGAAUUCUGUGUCACUCAAUUGCAAUUCGGGAUGUUAUGAACUGACCAUAGUGUCUCGACAUGUCUUGGAAAAUGAUCAGCAACAUAACCAUAAUAGUAUUAGCCCGUUUAACAUAUGCAAUCUGCGUCCACUUUGCUCAGAAUAAAGUAAUGUGACUGAAAUUUUCGAUAUAUUCAUUUAUUUAAAUCUUACAUAAUGCAUCUUUACUGAGUGUCAUGUAUAUGUGUAACAUGGACGGGAAAUCUUCCUUUGUUCUUAUUUCUUUCUCAUUUUGUGUGGGGAGGGGGUGGAUGGCCGAAUGAUUAGCGUGUGCGUGCUGUAUCAUAAGGCCUGUCAUUGAGUCAACUGGUGUGGUUUCGAAUUUCCUCCCACUGUUAAAGACCCUUACGCGCAAGCGAAUUAUUUAAAUAAAAUUAAAUAUUUUAGUCCUGAAAUGACCUAGUCUGUGUCGAGUGGACAUUAAACCCCAUUUCUCUCUUGGCCAAAUUUUUUAUUUAAGGCAUGGUUUUCCAUCUUUAGUCGCAGUUUUGAUGUGUAUGUACUAAAAGUGAAUAAAUUUUAUAUUUUACCUGG
Molecule: messenger RNA, 1794 nt
Organism: Patella vulgata (common limpet)
Lineage: Eukaryota; Metazoa; Mollusca; Gastropoda; Patellidae
Product: 28S ribosomal protein S24, mitochondrial
Exons: 3
Coding region: 59-580 (173 amino acids)
Biological process (GO): translation
Cellular component (GO): mitochondrion
Source: RefSeq, a predicted model, not a curated record